Molecule: messenger RNA, 1452 nt
Organism: Procambarus clarkii (red swamp crayfish)
Lineage: Eukaryota; Metazoa; Arthropoda; Malacostraca; Decapoda; Cambaridae
Source: RefSeq, a predicted model, not a curated record
AUGGAUGAUGUAGCAGCCGUCCAGGGUAUUAGUGGUCCAGUAGUGUACCCUUGUACUGAGGGUAUUAGUGGCCCAGUAGUGUGCCCUUGUACUGAGGGUAUUAGUGGCCCAGUAGUGUGCCCUUGUACUGAGGGUAUUAGUGGUCCAGUAGUGUACCCUUGUACUGAGGGUAUUAGUGGUCCAGUAGUGUGCCCUUGUACUGAGGGUAUUAGUGGUCCAGUAGUGUGCCCUUGUACUGAGGGUAUUAGUGGUCCAGUAGUGUGCCCUUGUACUGAGGGUAUUAGUGGUCCAGUAGUGUACCCUUGUACUGAGGGUAUUAGUGGCCCAGUAGUGUACCCUUGUACUGAGGGUAUUAGUGGUCCAGCAGUGUACCCUUGUACUGGGGGUAUUAGUGGUCCAGUAGUGUGCCCUUGUACUGAGGGUAUUAGUGGUCCAGCAGUGUACCCUUGUACUGAGGGUAUUAGUGGCCCAGUAGUGUACCCUUGUACUGAGGGUAUUAGUGGUCCAGCAGUGUACCCUUGUACUGGGGGUAUUAGUGGUCCAGUAGUGUGCCCUUGUACUGGGGGUAUUAGUGGUCCAGUAGUGUGCCCUUGUACUGAGGGUAUUAGUGGUCCAGCAGUGUACCCUUGUACUGAGGGUAUUAGUGGCCCAGUAGUGUACCCUUGUACUGAGGGUAUUAGUGGUCCAGCAGUGUACCCUUGUACUGGGGGUAUUAGUGGUCCAGUAGUGUACCCUUGUACUGAGGGUAUUAGUGGCCCAGUAGUGUACCCUUGUACUGAGGGUAUUAGUGGUCCAGUAGUGUACCCUUGUACUGAGGGUAUUAGUGGUCCAGCAGUGUACCCUUGUACUGGGGGUAUUAGUGGUCCAGUAGUGUACCCUUGUACUGAGGGUAUUAGUGGUCCAGUAGUGUACCCUUGUACUGAGGGUAUUAGUGGUCCAGCAGUGUACCCUUGUACUGGGGGUAUUAGUGGUCCAGUAGUGUACCCUUGUACUGAGGGUAUUAGUGGCCCAGUAGUGUACCCUUGUACUGAGGGUAUUAGUGGUCCAGCAGUGUACCCUUGUACUGGGGGUAUUAGUGGUCCAGUAGUGUACCCUUGUACUGAGGGUAUUAGUGGCCCAGUAGUGUACCCUUGUACUGAGGGUAUUAGUGGUCCAGCAGUGUACCCUUGUACUGGGGGUAUUAGUGGUCCAGUAGUGUACCCUUGUACUGAGGGUAUUAGUGGCCCAGUAGUGUACCCUUGUACUGAGGGUAUUAGUGGUCCAGCAGUGUACCCUUGUACUGAGGGUAUUAGUGGUCCAGUAGUGUACCCUUGUACUGAGGGUAUUAGUGGCCCAGUAGUGUGCCCUUGUACUGAGGGUAUUAGUGGCCCAGUAGUGUGCCCUUGUACUGAGGGUAUUAGUGGCAUAGCAGCGUACCCUCGACACACUUGCAGAUACAAGAACAUUGAUUGA